UUUCAUGCAGACUUGAUUGAGAAAUAAAGUUAAAAACGAAAAAAACUACUUUCUCUGUUUAUCUGCAAUUUUUCACGCUUGCGAAGGGACUUAAAAAAAAAAAAAAAAAAACAAACGAAAAAACGAACGAACAUUUCAUGUACAAAGAGGGAAACUCCCAAGAGAAGGCAUAAAUACAAAACGCAAGCAAACGUUCGCUGCUGCUAUAUAAAUAUUACUCCUUUUCAUACGUACAUCGACGUGGAACCUUCGUUGACGCGCUUUUCACCGCUCGCUUUGCCUCGUUUUUCCACACUUGGCCAACUGGCAUAAGAAGUGAACACAAUCGCGUGUGCACAUAUUUCACGUAAGCGGACGUAAGCUUUCCCCCCGGCGAACAAACCUUCGCGGAACCCCUGUUUUGAGGAAACCAUGGCAACAUCCGAAGAUUUAAAGCAGCUGAGGUCCGACUGUACCUACCGGUCCAAGUUGGCCGAGCAGGCGGAGAGAUAUGACGAAAUGGCCGACGCGAUGAGAACCCUAGUUGAGCAGUGCGUGAACAACGACAAGGACGAGUUGACCGUCGAGGAGAGGAACCUGCUGUCCGUUGCGUACAAAAACGCCGUCGGCGCGAGAAGAGCCUCGUGGAGAAUAAUUUCCAGCGUUGAGCAAAAAGAAAUGAGCAAGGCGAACGUGCACAACAAGAACAUCGCGGCCACGUACAGGAAGAAAGUGGAAGAGGAGCUAAAUAACAUAUGCCAGGACAUCCUGAACCUCCUCACGAAGAAGCUAAUACCCAAUACGUCCGAAAGCGAAAGCAAAGUGUUUUACUACAAAAUGAAGGGAGAUUACUACAGAUACAUUAGUGAGUUCUCUUGCGAUGAAGGAAAGAAGGAAGCAUCUAACUUUGCACAGGAGGCUUACCAGAAGGCAACAGACAUUGCAGAAAAUGAACUUCCAUCGACGCACCCCAUACGUUUAGGACUUGCUUUAAAUUACUCAGUUUUCUUUUAUGAGAUUUUAAACCAACCCCACCAGGCAUGUGAAAUGGCCAAGCGUGCCUUCGACGAUGCCAUCACCGAGUUUGACAACGUGAGCGAGGACUCGUACAAGGACUCCACGCUGAUUAUGCAGCUGCUGCGGGACAACUUGACCUUGUGGACGUCGGAUUUGCAGGGAGACCAGACGGAAGGUACGCGCGGAGGGGGAGCCUAA
Messenger RNA from Plasmodium vivax (malaria parasite P. vivax), 1194 nucleotides. RefSeq names its product suppressor of Ras1 3-9, putative. NCBI's taxonomy places the organism in Eukaryota, Apicomplexa, Aconoidasida, Haemosporida, Plasmodiidae. The transcript has 3 exons. The record is from RefSeq and is a predicted model, not a curated record. Gene Ontology annotation, biological process: signal transduction. Gene Ontology annotation, cellular component: cytoplasm. The coding region runs from base 412 to 1194 and encodes 260 amino acids.